AGAGAGCGGCUGCGGAUCCCGGGAGCUCCUGUGAUUUGCGGCAGGUUUUUCAGGUCCCCGCCUGUCACACACACAUACACACACACACACACACACGCAGAUACUUAAGCAGUCACCCAAGGACCUGCAGGGUUCCUGUUUUACACACUUCUGGUCCCUGCCAGCUCCAGCGCCUGGCCCCAUAGCCCUGCCCCGGGGAAGAGAUGGCCACGGAGAAGCCAGUGACUCCCACUGAGGAGCAGCUGGAGAUCCUGGAGUACAACUUCUGCAAGGUGAACAAGCAUCCUGACCCCACCACGCUGUGCCUCAUCGCAGCCGAGACUGGGCUCUCCGAGGAGCAAACCCUGAAAUGGUUCAAGCAGCGCCUGGCAGAGUGGAGGAAGUCUGAAGGGCUGCCCUCAGAAAGCGGGUCUGUCAGGGACUAGAGGAUGCUGCUCCAAUCUCCACGCCUGCUGUAAAUGAUGGUGAAGCUCUACAAAGUGGGUUUCCUUGGGGUUCUUCUGUUGCAAUAGAUUCUGAGAUACAAAGUAAUACCCUGCUAUUUAACGUGUUAUUUAAAGUGUACAUAACCAGGAAAAAAAUAUUAUAUAUAUA
Messenger RNA from Tyto alba (common barn owl), 594 nucleotides. It is a transcript of the gene HOPX, whose product is annotated as HOP homeobox. Gene Ontology annotation, biological process: cell differentiation; regulation of transcription by RNA polymerase II. Lineage: Eukaryota; Metazoa; Chordata; Aves; Strigiformes; Tytonidae. Gene Ontology annotation, cellular component: nucleus. The transcript is spliced from 3 exons. Bases 204 to 425 code for a protein of 73 amino acids. The record is from RefSeq and is a predicted model, not a curated record. Gene Ontology annotation, molecular function: DNA binding.